This is a messenger RNA of Gastrolobium bilobum, 3090 nucleotides long. RefSeq lists its product as uncharacterized. Bases 1 to 3090 code for a protein of 1029 amino acids. NCBI's taxonomy places the organism in Eukaryota, Viridiplantae, Streptophyta, Magnoliopsida, Fabales, Fabaceae. The transcript is spliced from 4 exons. Gene Ontology annotation, molecular function: nucleic acid binding; zinc ion binding. The record is from RefSeq and is a predicted model, not a curated record.
AUGGAAGAUCAACCUAUGGAUGAUCACAUGGCAGAGGAGGAUAUCCAAGUGAAUGUGACUAGCAACGGGGGAAAAAAGAAGGAAGAGUCAGCGAGCGAUGAGGAAGAUUGGGUAGAAAAACUACGUAAGGAAGAGGACGAAGAAGAAGGGGAUGAGGUCUUUGUUACGGUUGAUGGUAAGGAGGAUCCUCUUUGCCCAACGUACUCUUUUCCAAAAGCCUUGCAUUUAGAAGGUUGCAGACCUUGGAGACAGGCAGUGAUUGUGGAACUUCUAGGGAAGAAAGUUGGAGUUAGAUUCUUACUCAAUCGUUUACUGAGGAUGUGGAAUAUCCCAGGCACAUAUGAGUUCAUUGAUCUGGAGAAUGACUACUUUUUGUUCCGAUUUUCAAAUAAGAAUGAUUACUCUCAUGUUUUGGAGGAUGGUCCUUGGAUCAUAGUUGAUCAUUAUGUGGUAGUUCAACGGUGGCGUCCAUUUUUUAAUCCUUAUGAUGAUGAGAUCAGAAAGCUGGCAGUUUGGAUUCGUAUUCCAGGACUUCCUAUUGAAUUCUAUACCUCUCAUCAUUUGUGGAAUAUAGGUAGUAUUUUUGGUCGCACAUUGAAGAUUGAUAGGAACUCUAUCAGGAAACGUGAUUCUGGUGAAGGUGAUAUUACAGAGAGAGCAAAGUUUGCUAGAAUUUGUGUCGAAGUUGAUCUUAGGAAAGGCUUUUUGUCCAAAUUCCGGAUUGCUGAUCGUAUCUUCCAUGUUGGAUAUGAGGGUCUCCACUUAGUUUGUUUUGCUUGUGGAAAGUAUGGGCAUAGAAGGGAUCAGUGUUCCCAUAGUAAUCUUCAACAAGAUACUACGACUUAUUCUCCUGAAGUUUCUGACUCGGUGGUGCAUAAGCAGCCGGAAAAAGAUUCUGUUCCGGCGAAGGAGGAACCGUUUGGGAAUUGGAUGCUAGUGCAGCGUAACCGUCGAUCAAGGAGCAUAGCACAAUCAAAGGAGGAAUCAAGGAGCAUAGCACAAUCAAAGGAGGAAUCAUUACCAUCGGGUAGGAGACAAGUUGGCGUUGUUAAUAAUGCAGCGUUACGUAAUAAGGCAGUUUCCAAUUAUCAUCCUAAUCACAGACAGGUCAUUCAAUCAGGUUCAAGAUUUCAAGCUAUUGCUGAGUUGGCUCAAAAGGAUAAUAAUAUCUUAAUUAUUUCUGAUUCUCCAGUGAUUGAUUCAAUCAACAUUGAAUCUGGUCUGACACGAAUUAAUCAUGGGGAAUUAAUUGCUCAUAAUGAAGAACCGUUGAUGAAAAAGGAUAUUCAAAUGGAAACAGUUUCUCCAUCUGCUAACCUAUCCGCGGGCAAGUCGAGAAAAGAGGUCCAAAGUCAAGGAGUAAAAUUCAAAGAGAACCAAAAGAAGAAAGCAACUGCAUCAUCUGCUAAAGUUCAUCAGCUGGUCCAGAAUGCUAAUAUUAGCAAAGGCAGAUUAAAUGCUUCAAAAGGUGCAGAAUCUCAAAAGAAUAAUUUUAAACUUGAUUCUCAGAAGAAUAUGUCGGAGGAUUUCCAAGAUAGACAAAUUGUCUUGCACCCUUCUAUAUCUAAAUUCCAGAGGAAGACGUCUCAUGUGGUUAAUGAUCAGCAAGAGACUCUUCCUUCUUCUAGUGGCUUGGAUAAUGGAGGUAAACAUGGAAGACCACCAGAUGCUCUUACAGAGGCUGGGAAAAGGAGUUUUCCGCCUCUAAUUCGGGAUCUUUCUCAUAGAUACAGUAUUAAGGUUAUGGCUUUGUUAGAAACUAGAUUGAGUGGUGUUAUGGCGGAUAGAGCUAUUCGGCGUCUUGGUUUUUCUGGUCACUUUCAUCGUGAUGCUGUUGGUUUUUCUGGCAGUAUUUGGGUGCUUUGGAACACUGAUGAAGUUUCAGUGGAUGUUCUUUUUUCUCAUCACCAACUUGUCCAUACUAAAAUUUGUUGGGUAAAAGAAAAUAGAGAGGAGUUCAUGACUUUUAUUUAUGCAAGUCCGCGAAGACAGGAACGUAUUCAGCUGUGGGAAAUUCUGUCUUCACUGUUUGAUCAGUCCAUGAGGAAUGCAGCUUGGGGGAUAGCAGGUGAUUUUAACACUUAUUUGUAUGAGUAUGAGAAGCUAGGUGGUAAUGGGCAUAACUGGAAUAGCAUGAGGGAAUUUCGUGAUUGUUUAGAUGAAUGUAGCUUGUCUGACAUUGGCAAUCAAGGUCCUAUUUUCACUUGGCAAAGAAGAAAUCUUCAGGAACGUCUUGAUAGGGUUUGCGCUAAUGAUAAUUGGAACUUGGUUUUCCCUAACCGUGUGGCUUUCAACUUGCCUUUCUUUGGCUCAGAUCAUCGACCAGUGUUAUUAUGGGAAGGUCAACCUGCUAUUUAUCCGAGAGGGGAGCGUCCUUUCCGUUUUCUAGCGUCCUGGUUAACAGAGAGCACUUUUCAUGAGGUGGUUAAUGGAUGUUGGUCAAACAAUGUAAACUGGAUGCAUGCUAUGGAGACAUUUCAGAUUAAUGCUUCGGAAUGGCAUAGAAAUGUUUAUAGGAUUGCUCUGAAAAGAAAGAAUGAUUUGCAUGCAAGGAUUAGAGGUAUUGAUAGAUGUCUUAGUUAUCAGUACAGUCAUAGCCUUGAGAUGUUGCAAAAGGAUCUAUGGAGGGAACUAGACAAGAUUUAUCUUCAAGAGGAAAUUACUUGGUUUCAAAGAUCGAAAUUGAAUUGGUUUGCUCUUGGAGAUAGGAACUCGCGUUUCUUUCAUUCUGUGACGGUUGCCAGACGUAGGAGGAAUCGCAUAGAUACGUUGAAAAACUCUGAGGGAGUUUGGAUUGGUGAUCAACAGGUUUUAAUGGAAAUGGCUGUUUCUUUCUUUGAAAAUCUGUACACAAAAGAUCCAUUACCUAAACCGGCUUUUCCAGUUCGUGGCUUUUUUCCAGUUAUUGAAGCGCAUGCUUUAGACACGAUGAGUAUUAUGCCAAACAGUAAGGAGAUCAGAGAUGUAGUCUUCUCUUUUGGUCCAUACAAGUCGCCUGGGAAGGAUGGGCUUAAUGCUCUUUUCUUUCAAUCUCAGGUAGACAAGGAGCGGAUAAUAUCAUUGUGGCUCAGGAAAUCAUCCAUUCCAUGA